Magnolia sinica is the source of this 1332-nucleotide messenger RNA. Its product is annotated as vegetative cell wall protein gp1-like. The coding region runs from base 1 to 1332 and encodes 443 amino acids. The transcript has a single exon. The record is from RefSeq and is a predicted model, not a curated record. NCBI's taxonomy places the organism in Eukaryota, Viridiplantae, Streptophyta, Magnoliopsida, Magnoliales, Magnoliaceae.
AUGGAAACCCAACCCACGGCCACCGCUCGGCCCAGGUUCCGGUUUGCAGCAACUCAACCCCUACCACCGCCUCAACCAACGGUUCAAGCCCCUCCAGCUCCAGCCCCACUCCAGCUCAGACCCUUACUCAGAGCUCCUACCUUCCGUCUAGCUCCCCCACAACCCCAACCUCCGCCUACAACUCAACCACAGCCCCCACCUUCUCCUACACUUCAACCACGCCCACAGCCACAGCCACAACCUUCUCCUACACUUCAACCACGCCCACAGCCACAGCCACAGCCACAGCCACAGCCACAGCCACAGCCUCCUCCUACAAUUCAACCACAACCACAACCACAACCUCCUCCUACAAUUCAACCACAGCCACAACCACCACCUUCUCCUACAAUUCGACCACAGCCACAGCUUCGUAGUGCAACUCAACCACAGCCACAGCCUCCAACUACAACUCAGCCACAGUCUGCUACUGUAAUUCAACCACAGCUUCCUGAGCCAAUUCCAAUUCGUUCACCGACUCUUGCUCCUACUUCAACUCAACCACAGCCACGGUCACCGCCACCGCCUGCUCCUGCACCUGCUACUGUUACAGCAAGGUAUACUUCUUCCACGCCGGCUUCUCCAAGACCAUCAGCACCUUCUACUAAAGCCUCCGUCUCCACCACCCCUCAACCUUCUCCCAGGAAGGUUGUGAAGCCUUCCUCCGCCUCAACACAGCCUUCUCCCAGAACCACCUUUCAAGCUCCUCCUCCAAUCCAGUUACCACCAGCUCAGCUGAAGCCGCUCACGAAGGAUGAAGAAGCAGAGCAGAAAACUGUUCUCGUGCAAGAAUACGAGAAGAAACCAAUAUCCACACAAGGAAAAGAUGAACUGCUGAAAAAGAUCGGCGGAGUUACUGCAAGGUCAGUUCCUCACUCUCCCUCUGGAGAGGCGGGGAUGAUGAGGGUGAUAACGCUAGCUGGCGAGAACAAAGGAGCUUUCAUGGAAUUGGGUUCUCCUUCUUCAUCAAACAAGAAGCCUAUCAUCGUCCACAGCCAUAACAAUGGCCAUCUUCAACAGAAAAAGAACAAUGGAAACACACCCAUUGAUGCUGACAGUGGAAAUGAGUCUGGAGGGAAGCAUGGUAGUAAGAUGGAGAAAGAUGAGAAAGCUACAGCUACUCCUCCAAUGGCGGCUUUCGUGAAUAGCAAUGUGCAGAGCGUGAAUAACUCGAUUAUCUACGGCAGCUCGUGCACUCAUAAGGAUCCGGGAGUGCACCUUGCGGUGUCGAGAAAGCCGUCUUCUUCUUCCAAUGGGAAGGCAGGUCACCACCUCCACCACCACCGUACUUGA